AGUCAUCGUGUAUUCUUCUUUGUUAUUGGUAGUGUUUGAACAACGGGUAUAUUGACGAUUAACCAUGAAUUUUUGAGGCGAAGUUCAACAUCAUACAUAUGUUUAAUAUAAAUAAUAUUGUUAAUAUUUCGUAUAACGGUGCUUUUUAAUAUAAAAGGUUGAUAAAAUUAUAAAUAAUCUGGAAUUUAAUGCGUUCAACUCGCCACAAUAGAGAUAAAGUGUUUAAAAAUAUUGUUUUGUAUAAAUAAAAGAAAACAAAACAGAUAUACAUAUACAUACAUAUUUAUGUAAAUAAUUUUUCUUUUUAAAAAGACCCCUAAACUAAAUGUUAAAUAUAAAAGAAAACAAAAAAAAAAAAAUACAUACAAAUAGUGGUCUUGUGUAGAAAAUUCAGGCAGCAUAGUACAUAUUGUUAGCUGUUAAGUUUCCUUAAAAGUGCUGGGCACUGGAAAAUAUAUUCAUAUAUAAAAACUUUCGAUUUAAAAAAAAUAUAUAUUUUCCUAAAGUGGAAUUGUAAAAACUUGCCUUAAGUUGAAAACAGCAUGAAAAUGGUGUUGUCGCAACGGCAGCGCGAGGAGCUUAACCAAGCGAUUGCCGACUAUUUGGGCAGCAAUGGAUACUCAGAAUCUUUAGAAGCAUUCCGCAAGGAAGCCGAUCUCAGUGGUGAAACAGAAAAAAAGUUUGGCGGUCUACUCGAAAAGAAAUGGACAUCAGUAAUACGUCUACAAAAGAAAGUCAUGGAACUUGAGGCUAAACUUUCCGAAGCAGAAAAAGAGGUUAUAGAAGGUGCUCCAUCAAAAGCUAAACGUAGUCCAGGCGAAUGGAUACCAAGGCCACCAGAGAAAUUUUCAUUGACCGGUCAUCGUGCCAGCAUAACACGAGUUAUAUUUCAUCCAAUAUUCAGCCUAAUGGUGUCAGCUUCUGAAGAUGCUGUCAUUAAAAUUUGGGAUUUUGAGACAGGCGAAUAUGAACGCAGCCUUAAAGGUCACACAAAUUCUGUGCAAGAUAUUGCAUUCGAUGCUCAAGGCAAAUUGUUAGCUUCAUGUAGUGCUGAUUUAUCCAUCAAACUAUGGGAUUUCCAACAGAGCUAUGAAUGCGUCAAAACAAUGCACGGCCAUGACCAUAAUGUAUCAUCGGUUGCUUUUGUACCAGCUGGUGAUUAUGUUCUUUCAGCUUCUCGUGACAAAACCAUUAAAAUGUGGGAAGUUGCAACCGGUUAUUGCGUUAAAACGUACACAGGUCACAGGGAAUGGGUACGUAUGGUUCGCGUGCACAUGGAUGGUAGUAUUUUUGCAUCAUGCUCAAUUGAUCACUCAGUUCGGGUUUGGUCGACAAAUUCAAAAGACUGCAAGGUUGAAUUGCGCGAUCAUGAUCAUACAGUCGAAUGUAUUGCUUGGGCGCCAGAGGCUUCUUCUUCAGCUAUAAAUGAGGCUGCUGGAGCUGAUAAUAAAAAGGGUCAUCAUCAAGGACCCUUCUUGGCAUCUGGUUCAAGAGAUAAAACCAUACGCGUCUGGGACGUAAGUGUUGGUUUAUGUUUAUUUGUGCUGUCCGGCCACGACAAUUGGGUGCGAGAAUUAGCAUUCCAUCCUGGUGGUAAAUAUUUAAUAUCAGCCAGUGAUGACAAAACAAUUCGAGUUUGGGAUUUACGUAACAAACGAUGCAUGAAAACACUUUAUGCUCAUCAACAUUUCUGCACUUCAGUUGAUUUCCACAAAACACAUCCAUAUGUAAUUUCUGGUAGCGUAGAUACAACGGUUAAGGUUUGGGAAUGUCGUUAAGCCAAUAGUUAUUAAAUUAGAAUGGGGCGAUACUUGUAGCGUUUGUUAGCUUGUACACCCCAGGAGAAGAUAAAUACAUACAUAAUACUAUUUAAGAGCUACAAUUUACUUCAAUUACUGCAGAAUAUACACAGAACAUACACACAACAUAUACAUUUAAAAAAAAUAUACAUAUAUUUAUUGAUUAUAAUUUAAUUUGAAUACAAAACAAAAUAAAGAUGGAUCUCUCUCAGAUUCGUCGAUAUUAAUUAUUAGAUUAUAUAUAAAUUACGUUUAAAACAAAACAAACAAGAAAUGGCAUCGUAUAUGUAUUUGCUAAAAACAAAAACAAAGAAAUAUAAAAUUCUUACAAUUUGUUGUCGUUUGGCGUAAAAUCAUAUUCGAUAGAGUCGUAACGUAACACUUAUUCUUUUGUUGAUCGUUCGUACUGGACUAAACAAAUCGUUGAAAUAUUGACAACUUGUGGGUGUCAAUAUUUUUUUACCGGUUCACAAGGAUCAGCAAAAUUGUAUGUUUUCUCUCCUAAAUUUUGAAUAAUAAGUAUUGAGUAGAACUCGAAUCAUAUAUUAUGUACGUACGCCUUAUAAUUAAUUAAUUGUAAUCAUAAACACUUUCGUUUAAGUUUUUUUUUUGCUUGCUGGAUUUUUAUUUUUCUAUAAUAAUUAUUAUUAAACCUAAACUAUCAUUAUUAGAUUUAUGAUUUUAUAUGAAACUUAAAGAAAAACGUGUCUCUUAAAUUCAAGUUCAAGUAGAAGAUUUAAGUUAAUAUUAAUUCGUAGUAAAGUAGAUAUUUUUCCAUUAGGGCGAGUUAUAAUAAAUCCAACUGCAAUUGA
Molecule: messenger RNA, 2611 nt
Organism: Lucilia sericata (common green bottle fly)
Lineage: Eukaryota; Metazoa; Arthropoda; Insecta; Diptera; Calliphoridae
Gene: Lis-1
Product: lissencephaly-1 homolog
Exons: 9
Coding region: 543-1778 (411 amino acids)
Biological process (GO): microtubule depolymerization
Cellular component (GO): katanin complex
Molecular function (GO): protein binding
Source: RefSeq, a predicted model, not a curated record